AUGGCUUCUCUAGAUCUCCAAAAACAGGUCGGCCAGCUCUUCGCAGUGGGGUUCCAUGGCUACACCCCAAGCCCUGAAAUCAAGACGUUGAUCCAUGACUACCACGUCGGAGGCAUUGUUCUCUUCUCGCGCAACUUUGAAGAUGCCGAGCAGCUCCAGGCUUUGACAUUGGCUUUACAAAAUGAAGCUAAACUGGCUGGACACGAGCGACCGCUUUUGAUUGGAAUUGAUCAAGAAAACGGAAUUGUAACUCGGAUUCCUCCCCCGAUCGUUGCGCGGGUACCAGGGCCUAUGGCACUUGGCGCCACGUAUGACCCGGAGUGCGCUUACACUGCGGGAAAGGCCACAGGGGAAACUCUGAAGGUUUUCGGGAUUAACAUGAACUAUGCACCAGUCUGCGAUAUCAAUUCAGAGCCUUUGAAUCCGGUUGUGGGGGUACGAAGUCCUGGUGAUGACCCCGAAUUUGUGGGCCGGUUCGCCAGUGCGGCAGCACGGGGUCUGCGGGAACAAAACAUCGUUCCAAGCGUAAAGCAUUUCCCUGGCCAUGGAGACACUGCCGUUGACUCGCAUUAUGGACUGCCGGUUAUUCCAAAGACGAGGGAUCAACUGGAGCGGUGCGAGUUGAUUCCAUUUAGGCGCGCUGUUGCUGAAGGUAUUGAGGUCGUUAUGACUGCUCAUAUCUCGCUGCCGUGUAUCGACCUUAAGCGCCCCGCAACGCUAUCUCCAGAUGCCAUGGCGAUAUUGCGCAAGGAUAUGGCUUAUGAUGGCAUGAUAAUUACUGACUGUCUGGAGAUGGAUGGUAUUCGUUCCACAUAUGGCACAGAGGAAGGCUCCGUACUCGCAUUGCGUGCAGGUAGCGAUAGUAUUAUGAUCUGUCACACCUUUGAUGUGCAAGUGGCCUCAAUCAAAAGGGUAUGUGAAGCAAUCGGGUCCGGCAGUAUUGAUCAAUCGCGGCUGGCGGAUGCUUGUCGGCAUGUUGCUACGGUGAAAGAUAAGUUUUUGAACUGGGAUAUCGCUCUUCAUCAACCCAAUCUUGCAGAGCUGAGCGCGCUCAACAAUAGAAUCACCGAGAAAACCAUGGAUAUCUACUCUCGAUCAACCACACUUGUUCGCGGCAAUAAUGGCGUUCUCCCACUGUCGAAGACCUCAAUAAUCAUCUUCUUAUUUCCCGGAGACAAGAUUCCAGUUGGUGGUGCAGUUGACGGCGAAGGAGUAGGGAAGGCGGGAUUAUAUCAGUCCAAAAGAUAUCUGGACGUUCUUCGACAACACAACAAUUCUAUCGCUGAGAUCAUAUACGGAGAGACGGGCCUGGACUCGGAGCAAUGGAGAAUGAUUGAGGUCGCCGAUGUUGUGAUUUUCACUUCACUCAAUGCAAAAGAGUCACCAUACCAGAGAGAAUUGGGCCUUGAACUUGCUCAACGUGUGAAAUCAGUGGUACACAUUGCUGCAUGCAACCCUUACGACUUCCUUGAUGAUCCUAGCGUCAAGACCUAUAUCACUACAUACGAACCAACGAUCGAGGCAUUUUCUGUGGCUGCCGACAUCAUGUUUGGCGCACUGGUCCCGACAGGCGCUCUGCCAGUAGGACCUAAUGCAUUGACCAAGACAGCAGCAGUCCUGACACCUUUUGAUGCAACAAAUGAUCUGGAUGAGAUUAUCAAAGUCUGGGCCGCUGCUCUCCCGACCUAUCCCCUUCCUACUGAAAGUUUGCGGUCGCUGAUAGUGCGUCCAUAUGGUCACCAUUUCGUUGCUCGUAUUGGCUCAGAGCUAGUGGGGUUCUGUCUUGCUUAUAUAAAUGCCCACGGUGAACCAAAGACUGUGCACAUCGCGGUUCUCGCAGUGUCACCAGAUUAUCAACGUCAAGGCGUUGGAAUUGCCCUGCUGCAAGAAACAAGAGCACACUUCCGGACCACUUUCAAUAUCAACAAAGUGAAUCUGGGCAGCUCGUUUCCCCGAUUUUGGCCCGGUAUUCCUAAAGAUCUUCCGGAAAGCGUCCAACAUUUCUUCACACACCGUGGCUUCCGACUCAAUCCGCCUAAUGCCCGAUCGGUCGACUUGUAUCAAGAUAUCCGGAACUUCCAGUCACCAGAGAAGUAUAUCACUCGUGCAAACGAGCGGGGAUUCCGAUUUGCACCAUUAAAACCCGAAGAUUACGAGGCCUGUCUGGUCGGUCAAAGAAGAAAUUUCUCUCAUAAUGAGGACUGGGUUCAAGCCUACGUUGCCUUAAAUCCCGACCAGUAUCCAGAUAGCGUGAUGACAGCGUUCGACUCUGAAGGCCAACAGGUUGGCUGGACGCUGAUGCUGGGUCCAUCAGAUGUGCUGAAUGUGAUUUGGGCGUUCCCUCAAACCUGUGGCCCCAAAACAGGGUUGAUCGGUGCUGUGGGGAUUGAUGAGGCCCACCGCAAGUAUGGCAUUGGGUUAGCGUUGAUCUGUCAUGCCAUCGAGCAUAUGAAGCAACGAGGUAUUGAAGGCGUCUUCGUGGACUGGGUUGCCCUGGAUGGGUGGUAUGAGCAAGUGGGCUUUGAGACCUGGCGGAGCUACAGACCUGGCCAACUUUGA
This is a messenger RNA of Penicillium paradoxum, 2559 nucleotides long. RefSeq lists its product as uncharacterized. Gene Ontology annotation, molecular function: acyltransferase activity, transferring groups other than amino-acyl groups; hydrolase activity, hydrolyzing O-glycosyl compounds. The transcript is spliced from 4 exons. Lineage: Eukaryota; Fungi; Ascomycota; Eurotiomycetes; Eurotiales; Aspergillaceae. The record is from RefSeq and is a predicted model, not a curated record. The coding region runs from base 1 to 2559 and encodes 852 amino acids. Gene Ontology annotation, biological process: carbohydrate metabolic process; peptidoglycan turnover.